Messenger RNA from Drosophila persimilis, 359 nucleotides. RefSeq lists its product as uncharacterized. The record is from RefSeq and is a predicted model, not a curated record. The transcript has 2 exons. Lineage: Eukaryota; Metazoa; Arthropoda; Insecta; Diptera; Drosophilidae. The coding region runs from base 32 to 274 and encodes 80 amino acids.
UUUUGGUUAAGAGACAGAAACCUAUGUAACAAUGAUGUCUUCCAAAUCCGGCCAAAUGGGUUCAAACGACAGCAACCUUCACUCUACGGAUAGCGACUGUGCCUUGCAACUGAAACCCGCACCGAAGCUCGUUUGCAUUCCACAGCAGCUUCAUCGACACCGUCUAUUCACCUCGGAUAUAAGCAUCAACCAGCGUCCCAGGGAAUACGAAGUUCUAGACAAGUCUUGGUCGGUUCUAUACUUCGGGGCGCUCAAGGAUAAGAACUCGAAGUAGCGCUGCGUUGGAUGAUAGACCCUGAUAGACCCUCGCUGAAGAAUUUUCAAUAAAAUUGAUUAAAAGUAAAUGGUUUAAGCUAAAA